Molecule: messenger RNA, 788 nt
Organism: Porites lobata
Lineage: Eukaryota; Metazoa; Cnidaria; Anthozoa; Scleractinia; Poritidae
Source: the annotation of a GenBank genome assembly
AUGCAGAUUAAUUGUCCUUUUUUGUUAGAUGCCAUUUCACAAAACUUGGCCUCAAGCAAGAAGCGAAAAAGACAGGAGGAGAAGGGGACAUAUGAGCAGUACCAACAGGAGCAGAAAAGAAGGCAAAGAAUUAAGAGGGUGAGGUUCUCUGUCAUGUUAUUAAAAACUUUUGAAUCAAAAUUUUGAGUAUUCAAAUGGUAAUUGUUUUAAUUGACCAAGAAGGUAUACUGUACAUCCUUCGCUGUUAGGACUGGAGUAGAGGGGAGUAAAGUUUGUAAUAUUAUACGGCUUCUAUUUGCAAGUGUGUGAUGUGUGUUUCUUUCUAUGUAAUUCAUUUUCCAAAAGAUUAACUGAUUGUUACCCUAGUAGUCAUAAGCUGUUUCAGAGUCCUAACCGACCGCAACUACAUAAGUUUAAGAGCAACAACUAACAUCAUUAUCUCUCGCUCAGUGUUAAUUUUUUACAACAGUGUUGGGGUUCAGAUAAUCAGUAUAAAAGUAGCUUUUGAGUUGCCAUGUGAUGUUUUAUGCAAAAAAUUAGCUGAAUUACUGAGUUUUUUUUUUCUCUCUCUCUCUCUCUUUUGUAUGUAGAAGCUUGAUAAAAGACUGAAAGCCGUCACUGAGGAGGAAAGGGAUGGUGACCUGUUUUCAGCCCUUCAUGUAAGCCUUGUGUCUUCAGAUGAGUGUUACCCGGAAGAUAAUUCCUUGAGAACCAGGCCUCUGUCUUGGAGAACAGAGAAUGUGAACAACUUUUUAAACUUUUGGAUGGAAAAGCAAAGGCAGCAAUGA